This is a messenger RNA of Funneliformis geosporum, 657 nucleotides long. The record is from the annotation of a GenBank genome assembly. Lineage: Eukaryota; Fungi; Glomeromycota; Glomeromycetes; Glomerales; Glomeraceae.
AUAAUCAAUAUCCUACUCUAGAAGAAAAAGAACAAGUAAAACAAAUAAUUGUUGAUUAUUCUAACCCACAAAAAGAAUUAGAUGAAAAAUUAGGUUUAGCUAAUAAUAACUUUUUUGGUUCUUUGGAGCCUUUGGCGGGAUUAAAUAAAUUAAAAGAAUUAAGUAUUAGAGAUACUGAUAUUGAUUCCGGUUUAGAGUAUUUACCUGAUAGUUUAGUAACCAAACUUCCUAAACUCAAUCGAGCAAAACUCCAAGAGCAAAUUAAAUUUUUAGAAGCCGAAAAAGAAAGAUUAACCAAAAGAAUUGUCACUCUUGAAGAAUUAACAGUUGAAAACCAAAGACUAAUUAAAGAACAAAAAGGCAAGAUAGUUAAUGAUUACCUACUCUUUACCGAAAACGAAGAGCAAAUCCUACAAGAAUUAAUUGAAGCCCACAAGGCAUAUUUUCAAGCCAAGAAGCAAAAAGAAACAAAUGUGCUUGAACUUCGGAGAAAGUAUGAUAAACUAUACUAUAAAUUAGAAAAUGAAAACUUCACUAGGUCAGAAAAAGAAAAGUCUUUGGUUAAUGAAAAAUUAAUUGAAGAAGCAAUUGUCAAAAGCAAACAAAGUUUAAUUGCUGAACAACAAAACCAAAUCAGAGAAAAUAAUCUUUUACUUG